Messenger RNA from Pyrenophora tritici-repentis Pt-1C-BFP, 1818 nucleotides. RefSeq lists its product as uncharacterized. Lineage: Eukaryota; Fungi; Ascomycota; Dothideomycetes; Pleosporales; Pleosporaceae. The record is from RefSeq and is a predicted model, not a curated record.
AUGGCUUCUCCCAACAGCAACUCGUACUCUACAACCAAGUAUCUGGCCCAGGAGCGGACUCAAAACACCACUAUUCCAGGCGGCAGUCGGUCAACAACACUCUCAGGAGUCAAAGAUGCCGACUUUGUUGCGAUCGGGCUUGGGGGCACAAACAUGCUGGCCAUGUUGUGGGCCAUAGCCAUGGGCCGUCGUGCAGUCGGCGUCGAUUUGCGUGGUGAUCCAUUCCUGGGAGUACAUUGGAACAUACGCGAAGACAUGUACCACCAGCUGGGGCUCAUUGAUAGGAUGAUGAUGGACCGUUACGGGGCGGAUAUCCUCCCAAAGAGACUUGAUGGGUCACUCCUCAAACUAGCUGACCUGUUCUACCACAAGUCGACCAAGUCUCGGGACAUAAUACCGGGAGCAAUCAUCGAAGGCUAUGACAGAUCACAUCACAUGACUGGCGACAUCCACAACAUCGAGUAUAUUGAUGAUCGCUGGAAGAAUGGAAAGCCACAUCGCACAGUUACCACGGUUCCGCCUCCGACUAUUCCGACUCAUCCGGAUCCGAGCAAGAUACGGACCAAUAUGGCAGAAGUGCUUGAUGGACCUUCAACGUGGCAGGCCGCUGCGUUUUCUAUCCAGUUACUCCUCCGCCGAUAUCUCGAGGCGCUUGAGAAGAUUGACCUCGCGGCCGAAAGAACCCCUAGGUGUCGUCUGUUCACUAAGCAUCGCGUAGUUCAGGACGGAAGCGGUCUAGUGCACCUGCCGUGCGGCAAGAUAAGCAUACGCAUUGAAGAAGUUAUGGAGCUUCAGUAUAUUAAUGAUCUCCAACGGAUCCGUACUCCAGGAAGCAACUUCAUUGACCUUGGCGUUUCCGAACUCUGUAGCUUUGCAACAGGCAUAAAUUGCCGUGAAGCGGAGCAGUUGGGAUUCCAACAGCAUGAUGUGGAAGUAGACCAUGGUGAUGGUCAAGGUCCGAAAGUAGCACAAGCAGACUUUGUCGCUGGGCAGUUCAACAUCCUGGUCGACGGGCGCUUGCGCCGCCGCAUCGCUUCCGAGUUCGAUCAACAUGGGAAUGAGUCCUGGGUGCGUCAAAUAGCUGUUGGUCAUGAGGGUGAUCCCCGAGUGUCGUGGCUCAUUGUUGAAGUGCCUGAGUUUGUAUCCUUGUGUCCCAUCGAGCGUGGGCUGGUGGGCGAGCAUACAAGCAAAGAAUCUGCCGAAUACUUUGCAAGCUACCAAAUCUUGCUGUACGACUACUACAUCUCGCAAGCUUCGCUUGUUCUCGAGAUCCCGACUGACGAGCUCCGCCGCGUGAGCAUGGUUUAUGGCCCCAAACCCUUCAGUCUUGUCGAGCGCAUUGGAACCAAUGCUCGCGUCGCAACAAAUGCCGUCGUGGCGGGUGACUCAUUUGGCAAUGGUCACUUUCUGCAUUCAGCAGGUGCCAUGUGCGGUAUGCUAGGGCACGCGUAUCGGUUCCUGGAAUACUGGCAACGCCGUGAUGACUCGCAUUGCGCAGAGUCUUCUGUGCGUCUGCUUGCGGACCGUAUUAAAUCCGACACAGAAGCGCUGCUCGAAGUCAGUGCGAAAGAGUUUAGCCAAGCUAUACCUAGUAAUUUCGGUGCGGAGAGGGGAAAGAAGGUUGCAGCUGCUAGUGGAAUUGCAGAAGGAAAGCGGGCGAAGGUGGGGGCGAAGAGAGGGAGAAGAUGGGCUCAGGCGCCCUUGAAUCCUACUGAUUGGAGGCGUGUGUUCAUGAGGAAUGGGAGGACAUGGAGCGAUAAGCUGCCCAAGAUUAACGACAGGCAUCCAGCGCUAAGAAUGCCGAAAGCAAAGCUUUGA